This is a messenger RNA of Porites evermanni, 3363 nucleotides long. NCBI's taxonomy places the organism in Eukaryota, Metazoa, Cnidaria, Anthozoa, Scleractinia, Poritidae. The record is from the annotation of a GenBank genome assembly.
GAUAUUCUUAAGAAGCUUGAAAAGCUGGAUGCCAUCGAAGAAGCAGUGAAUAACCUCGGGAAGUCUUUCGGGAAGUUAGAAGGAAGAUGCGUACGCUACCACCAAGCGUGAUGUUGAAGAUCUUAAAGAAAGUUUAAACGCAAACGAAACAGAUAAAAAGACGACAGCCGAGAGAAUACAAAAGCUCGAAGACAACACAAAAUCGAGCCUAGCGGCCCUACAGAAAGAGAAUGAUGAGCUCCGUUCCAAUUUUAAACUGAUCGAGGAUAAGAACUUAUAUCUGGAAGCAUAUUCUAGGCGCCAAAACAUUAAGUUUGAAAACAUUCCAGAAGAAGAAACGAACGGAGAUGGCGCUGCGCACCUUCCUGGAAACGGAAUUGGUUUUUGGCGACGCUGCCAAUGUUGAAAUACAGCGAGUUCAUCGUCUAGGAAAAAAGAGAGGGGAAAGUCCCAGACCCAUACCUGCUAGAUUCCUACGAUAUAAGGACUGUGAAAAGCUUCUUCGCUGGGACAUCGUCUACCAGGAACAAACUACAAAAUGUACCAAGAUCUUCCGUUUGAGAUCGUCGAACGUAGGAGAGCACAGAUGGAAACCUUCAAAAAAGCAAGACCCAACAACAUUCCCGCAGCCUUCAGCAAAGCCCAGCCUGACAAACUGUUCAUAAGAGGAAAAUUGUGGCCUUUUGGAAUGCCAUUAGAACUGUGAGUUUAAUAACACAAGUCUUAAACAUUCAAGCUUUAACUUUUAGUAUUUUUUCUUCAACAAAUUCAAUUAUGAUAGGGGGACGGGACGCUUCUGUUCGGAAUACAUCUCUUUUCUUAAACUUUGCUUGCCUUCUCGACUCUCGAAACUAAGCAAGCUAGUUUUCCACACAAAUGCCGCUCAGUUAGUGAUCUUUUUUAUUUCUUUUGGUGAGUACAUUUACAUGUAUGUAUUCUUAUUUUUUUUUGCUUUUGUAGCGUAUGUAAUCCGUAUUGUAUAAGUAGUGCAAGUAGCUGUUAUUUUUUAUAUAUAUGUAAAGCGUGGUGUAUAGCACUGUUAGUAGCGUAAGUAUCUCAUUGUAAGUAAGUAUUGCAAGUUUUGUAUUGUAAGUAGAGUAUAGUUCUGUUAGUAGCGUAAGCACCAUACAUUGUAAGUAAGUAUUGUAAGUUAGUACUUUGUAAUUGAAAGUGUUUUAAUUAAAUUAAAUAAUUAUAAAAAAGGUUCUAACAAGCUCCAUCCGUCUGCUUCAGACAAACAUCAGAUUCCCAUUGGAAAAAUUCCAUAAGAACGGUAAAUUUGCGUGAAGUCACCAGACCUGCUUGUAUAAAGCUGUAAAAAAAUGCAAAAUAGAAAGUAGGAUGAGAGUUUUUUGAACUUUUUCUUUGCUGACAGAUGCGAAGAUCUCUUCCAUAGAAAUAUGAUGCGUCUCGGCAUAUUUAGGCAAUGAGCUCGCCGGUCUAGAAAUGCCUCUGGGCCAAGUUUCGGAAAUCAUAAGGUCAAAAGGAAAAAGCUACCGUCUGAAAUUCUGUCCAGCUAAACUAUAAUUGUUUAUAGUUUAAUAGAGUUGCGUGUGACGUUACGUAUUAAGUUAUUGGCCUUGUUUUUGCUUUAGGUGACUCAAAACGGACAACUGUUGGCCCCUCAGUGGCAGAAAACGUGCUGGUUGUGAUUUUUGUCAUCAUCAUCAUCAUAUGAUUGCAAACCUGUGAUCAGGUGUUCCUUUUCUUUCAAGGGAGCGCGAAAGUCAGCGGACAGGCAAAGGGGAGAAACUCGGAAACUUUUUCCCAUCGCCUCCCAAACUAAAAUAAGAGAAGAAGGACCGCCGCAUUACAGGUUAAAGCCACUUCAGAAUUACUUAAAGCCACAUUAUCGAUGUAAGCCUUGGCCACCUAUUUUAUAUGAAAUUUAGUGAGUUUCCAGUUGCAUGUAACUUUUAACACAUAUCCAUAUAAAUACUUUUGUGAGUUUGAUGAAGAGGCCAAGAAUAUCUCAAAAAAGGAACUAUUUCUAUGCUUCAUUAAGGUAGUUUCCUAAAUUAACAUGCCUGUCUCAAAUGAAUACCUGCAGGAUUGCAAACUCAUGCUGUUGUACCCGGUGUUUUUUUAAUAGCUACAGGCCUGUUUAUCACGUCCUGGUUUACUAGGAAAGGGUUUUCAAUCUUUUCAAUUCUUGAAAGCCAUGUAUCUUUCCUGUAUAGCUUAAGUUAUUAAACCACAAAUAAACGCUUGAGAGGCUUAUUACAGCUUUCUCUUUUAGGUGGGCCGUUUAUUCGAAGACUGGCCUUCAAUUGAUUAAACAGGGCAUAUUGCCUAGGAAUCGUUUUGUUAGUUAGUUAAGGUGAAACAUCACUCAGACAAAUUUUAACUUAAGCGUUUUGGAAACUCCGUAGUAGUUCGUUAGUUUUAAGGCUUUUUCAACACAAACUUAGCCUAGAGAGGGUGAACGUGCUGUCUGCUAUAUUAAACAGGGCACAAAGGCUUAUUGAGCUAAGGGCUGUUCUCUGUUCUCGUUUGUUGGGGUGGGGGAGAGGAGUAAUUACAAUUUGCGAUUGACGCGUCACAAAGGGCUUACAAGGCAAAACGAGCAUUGCAGAUUUUUGUGAACCAGUCAACUUGAUAAGAAAUAGAGCACAAACAGCGGUGAUAAACAUAUUCAACGUACUCAUUUUUCUAAACUUCACCACUGACACAACAGCAAGUGGGAUCAUUUUGAUAUCUUAGCUUCAGGAAAAACUGAUUAUCACUGUUAAAUCAAAGAAACAUUGCUUACACAAGAACUAAAGCCAGCUUUCAAUAUAAACGUCAGUAGCGAGAAGCUGAUGCUUUAUGAAUUAGCUGUUUAUGCCCUCUCUUCCUGCCUCAACAGCUGAACCCCAAUUUGUGCUGCACUGCCUGAGCUCUGUUUACUGGGCAACAACACAACAAUGCAAAUGGCCUUAUAUGGCUCUGGACAAACUGUGGUCCAUGGCUGCUUUUCUUGAAUAAUAAAUUCCAUCAUUUAAUUCUGAUGAAAUAAAUUUUCCCAGUAAAGGUGCGGGCCAAAGCAAAAAGGCGAGCAAAUGGAAUUACAAGCUGCAGAGGAUGGGACACGGGGAGGAGGCGGGAGUUGAAAGAAACUUUUUCACCGCAAUCAAUCAAGGCGAAUGUCGAGACAUUGACUGUUAAACGCCCAUGUUCAUCCAAGCGGCUUUACACGCUUGUGUUUUUUGUUUUGAACCGCUACUUUUGUCAAAUUUAGUGUUUUCAUUGGGCAGAGUGUUCGCUCUUUUCACGCUUGGCCGAAGUGUGACUCUACACGUACUGAGGACGGCGAUUUACACGAAAUCAUUUUUCUGGAGUACAGGGCGCGCAAAGCCACUUGGGUUGAACAUGGGCCUAUAA